This is a messenger RNA of Lottia gigantea (owl limpet), 582 nucleotides long. RefSeq lists its product as hypothetical. The record is from RefSeq and is a predicted model, not a curated record. The transcript has a single exon. NCBI's taxonomy places the organism in Eukaryota, Metazoa, Mollusca, Gastropoda, Lottiidae. The annotation marks the transcript as partial.
UAUUGCUAUCUCAUAGUCAGUUAUUGCUAUCUCAUAGUCAGUUAUUGCUAUCUCAUAGCCAGUUAUUGCUAUCUCAUAGCCAGUUAUUGUUAUCUCAUAGUCAGUUAUUGCUAUCUCAUAGUCAGUUAUUGCUAUCUCAUAGUCAGUCAUUGCCAUCUCAUAGUCAGUUAUUGCUAUCUCAUAGUCAGUUAUUGCUAUCUCAUAGUCAGUUAUUGCUAUCUCAUAGUCAGUUAUUGCUAUCUCAUAGUCAUUUAUUUCUAUCUCAUAGCCAGUUAUUGCUAUCUCAUAGUCAGUUAUUGCUAUCUCAUAGCCAGUUAUUGCUAUCUCAUAGCCAGUUAUUGUUAUCUCAUAGUCAGUUAUUGCUAUCUCAUAGUCAGUUAUUGCUAUCUCAUAGUCAGUUAUUGCUAUCUCAUAGCCAGUUAUUGCUAUCUCAUAGCCAGUUACUGUUAUCUCAUAGUCAGUUAUUGCUAUCUCAUAGUCAGUUAUUGCUAUCUCAUAGUCAGUUAUUGCCAUCUCAUAGUCAGUUAUUGCUAUCUCAUAAUCAGGACUUGUAUUCUCACAUCAGGACGACUUGUUAUCUAA